AUCGGUCGGACACAUAGUACAAUUGGAGUAACAUGCUAUAGUAGUAGUAGACCGCACCCCCGCUCCCUCAAAUUCUCCACGUAUUUACGUAGUACCACCGAGAUGAUCUCACUAGCAACAAUUUAACGUUUUACCUCCUCCCACAACAGCAAACAAUUUAUUGCUCUACCUGUUAGAGCUCGCAACUACCACAACUUCGCACUAGCACACCAUGGCAACUCAUAAUGCAGUCGUUACUGUUGGAUUGAAAGCACCACUCGAAAUCCGCCAAGUCCCUACGACACCUCCGACCAAAGGGGAAGUGCGAGUAAGAGUCGAGUGGACCGCUUCAACACCAUUGGAUCUUCACCAAAACGAUGGAGGUCUUCUUGUCAAGCAUCCCCAGAUCUUGGGUGACGGCACUGCUGGGACGGUCGUAGAAAUUGGACCGGGAGUAAAUAAUCUCAAAGUGGGAGAUAAGGUCUUCGGCUUCACGUUUCGUGAGCAGAAAGAGAAAGCGCACCAGGAAUUCUGCACUUCCCUGGAAACCAAUUUCGGAAAGGUUCCGGAAGGCUUCACGUUGCAGGAAGCGAUUACCCUCCCUAAUAACUUCGUUACCGUAUUCCACGCUGUCACCACUGAUUUUGAGCUACCACUUCCUUGGCCUAAGCCUGCCGGCUACGUCCCACCACAUUCCCAAGAUCCCAUCUUGAUAUGGGGAGGAUCUUCGUCGGUCGGACAGUUCGCACUCCAGAUUCUGAAGUACUAUGGCUAUCAAAAACUCAUCACGACAUCCUCGAAGCGUCAUCAUGAGUUCCUAAAGAGCCUCGGAGCAUCCGAAACCUUCGACUACAACGAUGCUGACGUGUCUUCUGCCAUUCUGAAUUCGGCUACGAAGGGCUCGUCCGGACCUGCCAUCUCAUUCAUUCUAGACUGCAUAGGAUCUCAGGACGGAAGCAUUCGACCUAUUGCUAAGAUUGCUCAAAAGGAUACUAAGGUCGCGAUUCUGCUACCAGUCGUCGUGAAAGACUCGAGCGAAACUACGGCACCCGAGUACUCCAUGGAUGUGCAAACGGCUGCCAAGUGGGAAGCCGGCGUGGACGUUCGUGGUGUCCGGACGCAUUUCUACGCGAACAACGAAUUCUUCCGCGACCAUUUGCAAACGGAGGUCAUGCCGACCAUGCUCAAGGAAGGUAUCGUGACCCCGAACAAACAACGUAUCAUCGAGGGUAAUACCUUGUUAGAAAGAGCACAGAAAGCGAUGGAUAUCAUGAGGAGGAAAGAGCAGAGUGGUGAGAGACUAGUUUGGCGAGUCUCGGAGUAAAACGGAGAGAAAUUUCUCUGUCCUUGAUGUUUCAAAUGUACAGAUAGAUGCUUCGUAAAUGCUAUUUGGCUGAUUGGGGUCCUGUUCCGUCUCCUCCCUCCUACAGCCGCGAAGGUUUCGAUUUUCUUGCUGUAUUG
Messenger RNA from Mytilinidion resinicola, 1440 nucleotides. Its product is annotated as GroES-like protein. Lineage: Eukaryota; Fungi; Ascomycota; Dothideomycetes; Mytilinidiales; Mytilinidiaceae. The transcript is spliced from 4 exons. The record is from RefSeq and is a predicted model, not a curated record. Bases 212 to 1303 code for a protein of 363 amino acids. Gene Ontology annotation, molecular function: oxidoreductase activity, acting on NAD(P)H.